AUGCCUAUGUAUCUGAGAACUAUUUAUGCACUGCGUCAACUACGAAAACACGAAGACGAUCUGCCUGAAUAUGUUGCUAAUCCUGAAUUAUUCGAACGUGAAGCGAUGAAGUCUCGUCUUUUACCACCACCAGUGACCAAACGUGUCACAUUUGAUGCUCCUCCGCGAAUCAAUUUUCCAUUUAAUUCGACGUUGUAUCAAUAA
Molecule: messenger RNA, 204 nt
Organism: Adineta ricciae
Lineage: Eukaryota; Metazoa; Rotifera; Eurotatoria; Adinetida; Adinetidae
Source: the annotation of a GenBank genome assembly